Molecule: messenger RNA, 321 nt
Organism: Racocetra persica
Lineage: Eukaryota; Fungi; Glomeromycota; Glomeromycetes; Diversisporales; Gigasporaceae
Source: the annotation of a GenBank genome assembly
AUGCCUGAAAAAUUGAGUGCAGAGAAAGUAAACGAAGUAUUUAAACAAUUCGAUUUUAAUAAUAAUGGUAUCUUGUCCCUUGCCGAAAUCGAUAAUGCAGUAAUCUACCUCUACCCACAAUUUUCUGACAAAAAGCCUGUCCUCAUGCGAGCUUACAAAGCUGCCGACACUUCAAAGGACGGAUUUAUUGAACGUGACGAAUUCCCCCAAUUUAAAAAGGGAUAUAGACUUAUGGGAAUAAACCGCCUUUCAAAAGAUGAAAUUAAGGAAGAAUUCAACAAAAUCGAUACGAAUCAUGGAGGGUAUAUCCUUUUUGAUGAG